GCGACUAGAUUACACUUGCUUGUGCACUCGAACAGAACCCAGAUAUAGCCAGAAACAUCUUCAAGUCGAAAUGUUCAAGAAAACGGGAUUAUGUGUUCUAUUAUUUUUGUUGGUAUCGUUGUUUACCGUGGCGCUGUGUUUCCAAGAAGAUGACGCCACGAAGCCAAUCAGAAUGGCUGAGAAUAUGAACAAAGAGGACAGCUUGAUUCUGCAGCGAAUAAAAAGACAGCUUUUUAGACCAGGUUUUGCACCAGUGAUAGCACGGGCUCGAGCGCCUACAGUGAUUGUCGUUCCUGAAAGAGGUACCGCGAAUUAUCCAGUAUAUGGCAAUGUUCCCAUGUCGCCGUAUAGCGUCAACAAUCCCAACAGAGGGACGACGGUGGUCGUCAGUCAAAUACCGGAAUAUAAUUACAACGGUAUUGGCCGAACCUACGGCGUGCCUACCCUAUAAGGAUAUAAAACAAUAUUUGUACUUAGUCACUGUCGUUACACUGGCGUGAAUUUUUAAAAGAAAUUGCUCAUUUUCUUUUGUCAUUAACCAUUUUUUAUUUACUUUUGUACAUUUAUCAUUUAAAAUUAAAUAGAUUACUUACCGA
Molecule: messenger RNA, 596 nt
Organism: Cydia pomonella (codling moth)
Lineage: Eukaryota; Metazoa; Arthropoda; Insecta; Lepidoptera; Tortricidae
Exons: 5
Coding region: 71-451 (126 amino acids)
Source: RefSeq, a predicted model, not a curated record